AGAGAGCGAGAGAGAGAGAGAGAGAGAGAGAGAGAGAGAGAGAGAGAGAGAGAGAGAGAAGUUAAAGUGAAGGCAAACUUUACAGCAGGGAUUGUGACGCAGUGGUGCAGAUCAAGCUUUUUUGAAUUGAAGUGAAGUGAAGAGAAGAGAGAGAGAGAGAGAGAGAGAUGGGGAGCGCGCGGGACAGCGCACAGCGUGCACACCGAGUGAGGCGAAGUGAAGCGCGUGCUGCCGUUCUUCUUUCCUUCUUUUGAUUUUUUUUUCUUCUCUCUUUCAUUUUUUCCCCUUUUCUCACAAAGUUCGGUCUCGGGCUCGAGCCGCAGUGACGCAAUCCCCGUUCCAGCGCGCGCCGUUUCUGGCUUCUCCGCCUGUGACGCACGAUGGGUGCCAUGUUUCAUUUCCUACUUCACUGAUUUAUAUGAGCCGCUGUGUGUUUGUGUGAAUGCGGGCCGCCAUGUCGCAGUUGCUGCACAUGGAGAUCCCCAACUUCGGCAGCGCGGUGCUGGUGUCGCUGAACGAGCAGCGCCUGCAGGGUCUGUACUGUGACGUGUCCAUCGUUGUGAAGGGGCAGGCCUUCAGGGCGCACCGCGCCGUCCUGGCCGCCAGCAGUCUCUACUUCCGUGACCUGUUCAGUGGCAGCGCCAAGUCCGAAUUCGAGCUGCCUUCUUCCGUCACUCCGGCCUGCUUCCAGCAAAUUCUGUCCUUCUGCUACACGGGGAAGCUGACGAUGGCAGCCAGCGAGCAGCUGGUGGUCAUGUACACGGCCGGGUAUCUUCAGAUCCAGCACAUCGUUGAAAGAGGCAUGGAGCUCAUGUUCAAGGCUAACUCGCCUCACUGUGACUCGGCCACUGCUGCCACAGACGAGACCGGCUCGGAGCCUCAGAGCCCCAACAACAACAACAGCGCAAACAACAGCACAGCAGUGGCGGUGGCAGCGGCGGCCAUGUUGGCUCCUCCCAGCUGGUCACCUUCAGUCCGCAGGGUGAAGACGGAAGGCAGCGAGACGCCGCUAAGCCUCCUGGGAGGAGCCAAAAGGAGUUCUGGGGUGAGAGGAAACUCAUUCUUCUUCCCCGGGGUGCCGGGAAUGUACCCCGUCAUGCCUGGAGAACGUUCCAGCCCCGGAGCGUCCAGCCUGCCCACCACAGACAGCCCCACGUCUUAUCAGAACGAGGACGAAGAGUUUGACGAGGAGAACUACGACGGCAUCAGCGAGGACGCAUUCGCACAGAUGUACAGCCGCACCGCAAAUCCUUACGCAAUGACAGAUAAACCCGAGCUGGUUCCUGUGCCUCUGGAAAGUCGUCCUUGUGUCCUGCUACGCCGUGAUUUGGUGGCUCUGCCCGCUAGCCUUAUUAGUCAGAUCGGCUACCGCUGUCACCCCAAACUCUACACGGAAGGUGACCCUGGCGAAAAGCUCGAGCUAGUUGCAGGUACGGGAGUGUUCAUGACCAGAGGACAGCUGAUGAACUGCCACUUGUGUGCCGGCAUUAAACACAAGGUCUUGUUGAGGCGACUGCUCGCUACUUUCUUUGACAGAAACACUCUGGCGAACAGCUGUGGGACUGGAAUCCGUUCCUCGACCAGCGACCCGAGCAGAAAGCCUCUGGAUAGUCGAGUUCUAAACGCUGUGAAACUCUACUGUCAAAAAUUUGCUCCCAACUUCAAAGAGAGUGAGAUGAACGUUAUCGCCGCCGACAUGUGCACCAACGCACGUCGUGUCCGGAAACGAUGGCUGCCCAAGAUCAAGUCCAUGCUGCCCGAAGGCAUCGACAUGUACCGUGGAUCAGGGGCGGGGCUUAAUCUGAGCGUUCCAUUGACCUUUGACCCAGACUUCAAGCAGCUGCCACUCUUCGUUGAGCGUAAGGAUGCUGUAAGAACUCAGCAGCCACUGGAUAGUGAGAGUGCAGAGCUCAUGGAGGGCCAGGUGGAGGAGGAAGAGGAGGAUGAAGGAGCCAUGGUCGAGGGAGUGGAGGAUACUUUAGGUGCCAGUUCUCUUCUUCUUGGGGUGGAUGGCAGAGUUCAGGGUCGUCCGGCGCAUGACGGACAGGAGGAGCAGGAGUUUGCGGAAGGGCUGAGGAUAAACGGGCAGUGAAAAUCCACUGGGGUUUUAACAGAAGGACCCAGCUUGUGUAUCAGUACUGUGUUUAUUGCAUCCUUAACAAUUCCCCCUGGACUGAAUGUAGCCUUUGGAUACUUUAUCAGCCUGAGUGAUGUUUGUAAGAUGACCUCGUGAAUCUGAUUGGUUUUUUAUAAACGAGAAAAAGAAGAGAAUGAAAUAAGACUGACAGUCACAGGGGCCACGCCUCCUUGACCAGGCCUGACACCGGACACGCCUCUUUUACUGAGACUGACAGACAGAUAGGCCACGCCUUUUUUUCUGAGACUGACAAUCACGAUAAAAGAGGCGUUGCCUCAGACUUUUCUUUUAAUCCCGAGGUCCAGUUUUGUGGAACCUGCCCUUCAGAACACACUACAGCUGUGAGGUUUUCAGUCAGUCCGGUUCUGAAACACGCUACGCUAACAGGUGCAGCAGGGCAUGCUGGGUAGGGCAGGCUUAACCGACAAACACAGGCAUCGCUUAUAUACAGUAAGUAGAAAAGAAAGAUUUUGCACUCUUGCUGAAUUCAAGCACUUCUUCUAACACCGAUCUUUGUAGUGGACGUCGUUCGUGAAGCUCUGACGAAGCCACGCGAGACCUGAAAGUGCCUCAGUGACCUUCCUCUGGAAACAUUUCUUUUUGCUAUACACUGAAUGUUCUGUAUUUUCCAGGAAAACUAAACCUCCCACCAAAAUGAAAGCGAUACAUUACUCUAUCUUCCGUUGGGAAAACACUGUGCAUGUGAACGAAAGCUCGGACUCUUUCUGGAUCUCGCUCCAAGAUACUAAAAUAAGGUUUUAAAGGGAUUCUCUGGCAUCUUUUAGUCUGAUCUCCAUCCACUGCAUCAGAGGUUUGUUCUCUGUUUAUGAAUUUAUACGCAAUUCCUUAAAUCACACUUAUUAUACAGGUCUAAGUAGAAUUAUAUUGAGUUUCACUUUCCCACCUUGGAGCAGUUCUGUAAAAUUAGUUCCGUUUACUUUAAAAGUUCCAGGUUGUUUUCUGGUAUCCCUACGCCAUCAGAGAAAGUAGUUCCAUGCUGGAAAGGAUGAAGUACACGGCGACCAAACGGGAAUAAAAUUCAACCCGACAAGAUGAGAAAUCACUGAAGAGGUAAUAGGCGAGUAACGAGAAAGACGUGUAUUUGAGAGUUGCUUUCACGUCAUUCGUGACUUUAUUGACCAAUCACAGCUCAGUCUUGUAAGCCAAUAGAAAAGUAGUUCGCAUUUCUGUCUUGAUUGAAAGGUUCUUCAAUAAUAAAAGCGUAGGAUCAGAUCAAAUAUUUAAUAUUCGCUAAAUUUAAUCAGCAAAUAUUAGAUAUUUUUCCAGUACUUAUUCAUCAUAUAUACUUUAAUUUCCACUAAUAUCAGUAAUAACAGCCUGAUUUAUGAUUUACAAAUGUCAGCUUUUCUGCAAAAGAGCUUUCAUCGUCCACAACUUCUGAUUAAACCGAUUAAACCGGUCUUCCUGAUGCUCACUGACACACUGUGGAUGUGAUGUGGAGAUUUUAGAGGAGAUGAACGUCAGAGUCUCCCUUUAAUAACCGGAGCAAUGCCUGUGUUUGUUAAAAAACAACCUCGGCUGUCGUUCACGAUAAAACUGAAAGAAAAAAGAGCUCGUGCUGCGGACGUACAGUGACAUGCUGGAGCGUUUAAAGCCGGGACACUUGCAUGCAAAAUGAAAAUAAUACACAGAACCACGGUAAAGGAAAAUACGGACUGUUCUACUAUUCGUUUUUUUAUUUGUCUUAUUUCCCUCCGACAUCCGGAAGGUCUCGAGUUGAGUCGGAUUUUCACUGUGAGGGUCAGAAGAAAACUUUUUUUUUUGCUUAUGAUUCUCUACUGUAAAUUAUUUAAUAUGAGACUGAUAUCAUUUUUAUCAUUUUUGCUGGCUUUUCUUUUCUAUUUGCACUUGAACCGAGGGAACUGAUGGAGAAAACUAAGUGACUCGAGCUCAUCGGCCUUUCUGUUCUCCCUCGCAACCGAUUUAAAAAUCCGACGAAGAAAUUUCAGUGAAAUUUCAACACUACGAGCUCGGACACUGUUUCUUUUGGUGUGUGUGUUUGUGUGUUUGUUUUUUUAUGUUUCUUUUCAUAUUCACAAAGCAGAAUCUAUAGCAAACCUACAGCAGCAGCCUCAGAAGUGCGCUCCUCCUCUUCAGCGCGUGUGUGUGUGUGUGUGUGUGUGUGUGUGUGUGUGUGUGUGUGUGUGUGUGUGUGUGUGUGUGUGUGUACAUGAUGCUCAAUUUCCUGCAGAGUGUUUGAUUUUGCAGCACGUUUCUCCUGAAACAGUGUGUGAGAUGACUGCACACUCUCUGGAUUUUUCCCAGGACACAGGAACGAAGAAAUCAUGAAGUAGUUUUUUUUGCUUUUAAAACAUCAUGAGUAAGAAGGGGAAGAGUGUUACGUCGUUGUGGUUUGAAAGCCAGAAUCUAGUUUUCUCAAAGUCAGAAUCUUUAGGUUUGUUAUAUUUGCUUUUGAGGAGUAUAUUGGGCAGAGAUCAGAUGCACACAGAAUGUCCAGUUGAUCAGUCAGGGAUGUUCUCUUCUGGACUGGAGCUACGUGGCUAAUAACAAGUUAUGCAAAUCUUUUUCAUCCAAAAUGAAAAACAAAACGAUGCCAAGGUCUUACAUUAAUUCCAGUUUUUAAUUCUAGUACAGAUUUCUAACUCAGCAUUAUAAUUUGUCGCUAGCCGGAUUGUUAGCAUCGUUAGCAUGCUACGUACUAAUCACGAUCUACUACUUCUGAUGUAACAUCAGGACUCGAUGAGGCUCUUCGAAUCAAUGAAUUUGAAUGAUUCUGUGAAUCCUGUGACUCUUGCUUAGCCUUUUGUAAACCCACAUCAGUUUAGAAAGAAAAAGCAAGAAGUUAUAAGGAGAUAAAGAAUGUUUUCCAUGUAGGUCAUCAGGCGUUAGACUUGCUUUUAACUCCUCAGAAUCAGAUUUAUUGGCCAAGUGUGUUUACACACACAAGGAAUUUGGUUCGUUGGACAUUUAAACAUGUAUGUAUAUAUCCUGUCUUAUUGCUUUGUGUACAUAAUAACAUCAACGUCUGGUGGUUAGAAAGUUUGGGAAACAACACAAGCAGGCUGGGUGACCGUGUUCAAGGGAAAUAAACUCAAGACCAGAUUCAUUUAUUAGACUUUUAUUUCACACCAGUGCUGAAUUUUUCUCAUUUUUUAACAUAUACAUAAUCAGAAACUGCUCACCUUCUACCAUUUUAAUUAUAUGCACGAUGUAAAAUCAGAGAACGUGGUCAAACACUGCGUUUUGGCUCUGCACCGCCCCCUAGUGUUGGUUUUGUGAGCAGUGACGUUUAAAAUAACUAUGAAGUCAUGAACAAUUGGGACAAAUCAUCACUGAAUCCGGAGAUAACUCCCCUCAGUAUUAAUGGAUGAAUUAUGAAUCAUUGCUAUAUUUAAGCGAUGGGAAUUCCUGGUCUUUUCACGACGUCGGUUCGUUCAAUGAGCCGAUUCAUUCGGCUCUCAAAGAACUCGUUGACUCAUCGUUAUGUCCUAUUUAAAACAAUCUGGUAAAGAACCGUUUUUAGAGUCCAUUCUUUUGGAUGACUUGUGAAUCAUCGACUCUUUUAGCUUCCAAACAGAUGUGGUGUCCCGCUAUAUAGUGUCCUAAACCACAACCUGUAGGACACUGAAGGAUGUGGGUUCGAGAUGGAUAUUUAUGCAAAAUAUCAGCCAUGUAGCUCCAGAUAUCAGAAACUUCAGAGAUCAGGAUUCCUCUGAUGAUCAGCUACAUUUGGGGUAAAAGCGUAAAGAGUCAAUUUCCUCAAAUUGAAUUAGUCGUCCCAUUGUCUGUCUGUGUUUCUGUUGUAAAGCCAAAAGCAAGUUUAGUGUUUCUAAUGAAUGCAUCGUGACUCCUAAUGCUGUAGAUAACGACGUGUAUAGGACGAGAAUUAGUGCCUUAAUGAGAACAUCAGCAUGACAGACAGAAAAACUUCUUCAGUGGAGAUGAGAUCAUUUCAGAGAUCCUGUUUUUCUUUUUUUGUUGUUGUUGUUUUGUAAACUGGAGCUACUUAAACAUACCUGAGGAUUCUGACAGUAGGAGCGCAUCUCUGGUGCACGUUUGGGGCAUCAAUGAUUCUUACAAUAGCUUUAUGUACAGUUCAGGCCUCCAGUUUGAGAGGUGAAACUCUGUGACCCUUCAUUUAUUACGUGUGAAAUUUUCAACCCGCUAAACGAACUCGACGUAAAACGGCGUUCUGUAAAACCCAUCAGAUCCGUCACUCUUAUAGGAAGCGUAUUUAAUCCUGCCGUCCUUUUGGUUUAUCUCUUUUUAUAAGUCACGUCAUGACCCGUAAAUAAUUCUGAUUGUUUUCUUGUUAUUUCUCACAUCUGCACCUACCUGCAAGUUCCUAAAAGGUAUCUUUCGUUUAUUUUUCUAACACAUAUUAGGCUUUAAAUGUCUGUAAACCGUUGCACUAGAUGCUGAGAUAAACUCAGAAGAAUGUUGAUCGCUAGACCUAGCGGUGGGAAAGCGCUGAUCGUGGUAGCGUAACGCUGUCUGCUGUGGAGCGACAGGAUAAUUUAUGUGUCUGUGUGUGUGUGUUUUUUUUAACAUUGUAGAUGCUACUUCCAUCAUUAAGACUUUAAGUCUCUAAAUUUUGGCACUAACGGCUGAUUGCUUUUGCACAAACUGCGAAAGAGAUGUUGGCUUUUUUCCCUGAGAAGUGUGAGACGUGUCCACAGGACAAACGAUGAGUUUUAAAGUCUGAUUACAUGACCAUUUGGAGUUGUUCUGUAUUUGUAUCCCACUGUCUGUUUAUUAAUCAUCUUGAGAAUUCAGUCAGACUAAUUUGACUCACUUAUAAUAAGAGUCGGUUCUUUUGGCUCUCAAAGGAACCGACCUGCAAUGAACCGACUGUUAUAGAUGAACUCUUGGGAAUCGACUCUCAGAAGCGAUUCAUAAAUCAUUUGUGUACCAAAAAAAGAUCUGAUUCUUUCAGAAUGGUAACGAGCACAUUGGGAGAUCAAAAAGAGUUGACUCUUACAUUACUGAAUCAUGAAUCAGGUGUGUGAGAAUUCCUUCCCUCUCAGUGAGUCGGAUCAUUUAACUCAUUUGGCUCAUCGAUACGUUUGGUAGUUUUUCUAUUUUAGUAAAUGAUGGCAUAGGUGAUGCAGGUCACCUGUUUUCAUUCUAUUGUUAAUCAUGACCACGGCCGAAGAAGACGCACAAGCACCGUUUGGACAGACAAAUUCGAAUGAGUCUAGCUCCGGUGUUGGACAGAGCUUUUCCAGACAUUAAUUUAAUCACACAGUGAAGGUGUUAGCAUUGACUACAAAAAAUAGAAUUAAAUAAGUCUCACAUUGAGUUUUACAAUCGGAUCUCGAACAGAUCUGCCUUUGUUUUAGUCGUCUAUUGUGUUGGAAAACAGUGAUUCGUGAAUCAUUUGUAUGCUUCAUGAGUCAUAACUGUUCAGUGUUGAAUAAAGCAGGCAUUUCUUAAGAAAAAUGUAUUUUUAAAUCAAUUGUUUUAAAUAGAAAAACAAUAAUAAUAAUAAAAGACUCUGGAGCUGUAAAACAUUUGCACACCUGGACCGUAUAUUUAAGAAGAAAAAAAAAAUUCUCAAUCUGUUUGUUAGUCUGAAUUAUGAUGAUAUUGAAUAUAUUAGUUUUAUGAGAUAAAGAAAACCUGCAAUAGUUCGAUAACGAUGUCGAGAAGUUUCCGGAACAGUGGAUCUGUUUAAAUGUGCUGAGGUUUUUACAUCAGGAUCGCUAACUAGUAAAACUGGGAUCUUUUCUUUUCAUAUACAAGCAAUAUUCCAAUAAUUAGUCGAUUUCGUGUAACCCAUGAUUGAAAAUCGGUUUCAGUUCAUUGAUGACCUUUGACCCUUGUCCCAGUAUGAGAACCGAAUUGUGCGUGUGUGUGAGUCCGUGUUCUUAGUAUAAAUAAUUAAUGCCAGCACUUUAUCAUUUGUUCUGAACGUUGGGGAACGUUUAAAAAAAAAGAAAAGAAAAAAAAAGAAAAGCCAUGUGCUGAGAGCGCAGACAAUCAAACGAACAAACGUGCACUAAUUUUUACAUUUUGUUGGCUCUUCUGCAAACCUUUCGCUGCUUAGCUUCAGCUUUUACAGGUGAUUCUAUCUCUCUCUCUAUGAUCUUUCUCUCUCCCUCUCUUUCUUUCUCUCUCUAUCUCCCUCUCUCUCUCUCUCUCUCUCUCUCUCUCUGUCUUCUGGGGAUCUAUGAUUAGAGGUCCAGCUGGUCCUAGGAGGCAGAACAUCUCUGGAAUACCUUUUACUCUACACAGAUGACUGAAUUCUGUAAACAGCAACGUUUCUGUCUAAUACAACAACACCACAGAACUGGGAUAAAGACUCACGCUUCAGAAACAGAUGUUUACGCCUUUUAAAGACUCAGAUUUAAUGAGAAAUUUCCGUUCGAAAUCGAUUCCUCCGUCAGAACGGUGUUUGACUCACUGAUUUAUUUACAAAUGCAAUACUGAAAUGUUUGCUUUCUAAUAAAAUUCCUUAUUCCACCAAA
Messenger RNA from Tachysurus fulvidraco (yellow catfish), 8589 nucleotides. RefSeq names its product nucleus accumbens-associated protein 2. The transcript has 6 exons. Bases 443 to 2092 code for a protein of 549 amino acids. Lineage: Eukaryota; Metazoa; Chordata; Actinopteri; Siluriformes; Bagridae. Gene Ontology annotation, molecular function: RNA polymerase II cis-regulatory region sequence-specific DNA binding; DNA-binding transcription factor activity, RNA polymerase II-specific; protein binding. Gene Ontology annotation, biological process: regulation of transcription by RNA polymerase II. The record is from RefSeq and is a predicted model, not a curated record.